Molecule: messenger RNA, 837 nt
Organism: Kwoniella shivajii
Lineage: Eukaryota; Fungi; Basidiomycota; Tremellomycetes; Tremellales; Cryptococcaceae
Exons: 1
Coding region: 1-837 (278 amino acids)
Source: RefSeq, a predicted model, not a curated record
AUGGCCGAUACUUCUUUACAAAUCGCGGAGCUUUCCACUCUCGUGUCAAUACAUAAACCAGUUGUGAGAACGAGGAACAGCGAUGAUGAUCCAUCAUUGAUUAUUCUUUGUACGUGGAUGGACGCACCUUCUCGACCUGUCACCAAAUACGUCAAUCGGUAUUCCGAGUUAUUUCCAAGUUCCACUAUCCUCUCCAUCAAAAGUACUGCUAUCCAUUUACUAUUCACCUCAACUUCGAAAUACGAUUCACUACUCCAACCUGCUCUCGAAGUGAUUCUGGGUCUUUCUGAAGAAGAAGAAGAUAGGGAUCGAAUAUGUGCAGCUGUUUAUUCCAAUGGCGGAUCCCAAUCGAUCACUCGUCUAGCUCAGUUGUAUCGUCAAUAUACCAAUAAACCGAUAAAUAUCAAAAACCUCUUGGUGGACUCAGCACCUGGUUCAAACGAUCUAUCAAGCGGCCAUCGAGCUUUAUAUCUAAGUUUACCUUCAUCACCAUUUAGAAAAUUCCCACUAUCCGUACUAUCUUCAAUACUCUUAUGGAUCUCAUUGAUAGUAUAUAUGACUAUUCUCAAUAUCGCCAAUAAUGUUGAUCCAAUAACGAAACUUAGAUUACCACUCAACGAUCCAGAUAUCUUUGAAUUAGGCGGGAGAAGGAGAUAUAUAUAUAGUAAAUCAGAUCCAAUGGUUUCUUUUCAAGCUGUGGAAGAAAGUAUAAAUGAAGCGGAAUAUAAAGGUUGGAAAACAAGUUUUGAACGAUUCGAAAAAAGUGGUCAUGUCGCUCAUUCAGUAUCUGAUCCAGAUAGAUAUUGGAAUGCCGUGAAAGAGGUUUUGACAAUCUGA